AUGGCUAUCGGACAAGUGGUGUAUUUAUCGCCUGCUGUUUCGGCCGUCAAGGCGAGGCUUAAAUCGGGUACAGUGAUCAAAGUGCUGGCAGUGAAAUCGAAAGAGGGGAAUCGUGAAGGUUCUGGCAACAGCAGCGGCAGCGGCUGCGCGAGUAACGCUGCGGUUGAAGAAAAAGCAAGAGCGGAUGGGGAUGAGGAGAGUCCAGAGGUCUCUGAUUCCACGCAUCUCCCGCUGGCAGCUGCUCAAGGUAACACCACCACCACUCCGUCUGGGAGUUCCCACGCCGGAAACUCCUCCCCACAAGGCGCUGACUCAGACUCUGCGCGUGUCUCCGCCGCACUUCAUGCGCCACUCUCGCGCGCGCACAUGGUGCACUACGUGGACGUGCACCUGCCGUGGUCGCACUCCCUCUGCGCCUGCUGCCUCCCCCGCAUGCUCCGCCCAUCCCCGCUCGUCGCCUUUCACGUCUCCUCGCUCGCAUCGCUGCGCAACCACCUGAGCAAGCCUUUGCCGCCCCCUUUUCCACCCUUCCGCUUCGGCCAUAAGCCCCCGCGCUUCAUCACCGCCUACUCCGCCACCGUCCCGCUCUGCGCCCCUCCGCUCCGCCCUCCAGGCGGUGCUACUGCUGGCGCUGGCGCCUCUGCUGCAGCUGCUGCUGCCAGUGCUGCUGCUGAAGAGCGCGCAGCAGCGCCGUCGGUGAAGCAGCAGUAUCGGUGGAAGGUGGAUUCGGCGCCUGUGGUCGCAGCAGAGGGGAUGAUGCUCGAGUGGCUGGCAGAGCCACGUGUCGGCCUGCUACUGGACCUCCAGGCGACACGGCGCCAGCUGGCGAAACGUCUGGGGAUGGAUGAGCUCGCUUCUGCACGCGCUACAGCAGCCAGGGCGGGGCGUGCCGGCCGCCGUGCUACAGCCGGCCGCGAAGCACUAUGGUGGUGCUGCUGGCAGUGCUCCUCUUGCUUCGCCUCUUACCGUCACGCCGUGUCCGUUGCUGCGUUCCUCGUGCUUGUCGCCAAGUUCCCCCGCUUCGUCACUCUCUGGCGCGCGAACGUGCGCUCUCCCAACUCUACUCUCGUGAGUCUGGCGUUUCAGUUUGGCGCGGGGCGGCAGGCUGGGGGCGACUGCUUGGCGUCGCUGCUGGUGCAGGUGCUGGGAGUGAAGGGGAAGCAGCAGCUGGAGACCGGCUUUGCUGCCCACCUGCUGCCGCUGCUGCCGGGGGGGAGGGACGCGCAUGGGGUGACGGGAGAGGAAGGGGGAAGUCCGGGUAGGGAGGUGGGAGAGGGGAAGGAGUGGAGGGAGGGGUUGGGAGGGGUGGAGUGGGAGGAGUAUUUGCAGCGCGUGGGGGAGAUUGCCGCCCAGGGAGGGCUGGCAGGCGAGCAGUACCGCUGCUGCUGCUCGCAGUGUGGUGAAGGCGGGGGAGCAAUUGCGAAGGAUAGUCGGGGCAAGAAGAAGAAAGGAUGUCGAAACAGCAACAGCAGCAGCAGCAGCAGCAGCGACACUGGUAGUGUCGCUGGCAGUGGCAGUGGCAGUGGCAUGGUGAUAUCCGGUGUGGACCCCACCGAGUUCGCUGUCAAGUGUGCUUUCAACUUCGCUGAACCGUGGUUUGCGAGUUGUGGUGCGAGUAUGUUUAACGAGUCAGCUAAUAACAGGUACAAGGAGAGGGUGGAGGAUGCUGCAGUGGAGGAGGCGUGGAGCCGGCUGGCUGUGGGAGUGGUAAAUGAGGAGAGGAGUGGUGUGAUUCGCGGAGAGGGGAGCGGAAGGAAGGGUGCUGCGAGAGGGGGUGGGAGUGGAAAAGAGAAUUUGGAGCAGAAGCAAGGAAAGGGUGCUGGUAAGGAAGCUAAGGAUGAAGGGAAAGCAGUGGGAGAAAAGGCAGCAGCAACGGCAGCAGCAGCAGCAGCAGCAGCAGCAGCAGCGGGAAGCAGUGCCAGGCUAGUGCCCGUGAACAGUAACGCAGUGGUUGGGGUGUUCACGUAUCGAGUCACCUCCCUGCUGCGAUGGGUGCGGCUUUACGGCCCCAGGGUCAACCCUCCCAAGUACUGUGGCUGCUUCACUCCGAAAAGGCCAAACACCGCUCUCCCACACCCAGUCCACGACCUUCCGAACUUGCUUCUCAGGUUCGGCGCCGUGCCGAAGCCGGUCACUGGCCCAGGCUCGGAAGGUGAAGCAGCGAGCGGGUGGGAGGAGUUCCCAGAGGGGGACAGGGAGGAGCUGGAAGCCUAUGAGGAGGAUCCGUGGGGGGAUAUGGGGCUCAACACCUUUAACACGGGAGAUUUCCGGGAUGGUACACCUGAGGUGGAAGAGCACACGAAGGAGGCCAACGAGAGGUACAUCAUGAUGCCCCCGCCUGACGUCACCCCUCUCUGGAAAAGCCCCAGCCCUCCCUACUACGAAACGCUUGCUGCCCGCGUGGAGAAGUUUCUUAGAAGAUUCGCCCCGAGGAGGCUGGCAGUGGAGGGGAGCAAUGGCCGUCUAGCAUCCGCCAUUGCCACAUGGGUGGGGCGCUUGGGGCUGGGCAAGCGCAGCUGGGCAGCACUGGCCUUAGGACCUCUCUCGGAUGCGAAGCUGCAGAUGCUGCUGCGGUCUCAACAGGAGAUGGACGAGUUUCUGGAGAUGCUGGCUGGGGAUCUUACUCCUGUGCCCGCCUGCACGCGCUGCAUGUGCUGCGCUGCUCUGUACUACGAGUUUGUCAUCAUGGUGUCCCUCGCUGCGACCUUCGCCCUCCGCCCAUCCGUCAUGCUGCUGCGCUGCAUCCUCUCGCUCUUCCCACCCUCCUCGCCGCAGCUCAAGGCCCUUCUGGCUGCUGUGGGCGUGGCGCCCAUCCCUGCAGCGGUCCCAGACUCGCUGGUGGCGCCGCUGCUGGAAGGCGUGAUGGAGGAGAAGCGCGUGCGCUUCCUGUUCCAUGCCAUCAAGCUGCUCUACCAGAACCAGUCGUAUGCCAAGCUCCUGGAGCCUAUCGAAGAAGGGUCUGGGGUGAACAUUUACGAGCCGCGGGGCAGGCAGGGGAAGCAGAGGGAGGGGGAGGAGGAGUGGUGCAUCUGGGAGGAGGUGGACAGCUGGCGGAUUGCAGCGGAGAGGGCUUGGCCGGUGCUGGAGCUCCGUAGCGUGGCAGUACUGGAGCUGGAUACUGGCGGGGCGGCUGAACGGCAGGUGAAGGUUUGUGAGCGCAUGCGGCGUGUGAUGGCGGAAGAGGAGGUGAAGAAGAGGAAGCAAGCUCAGGCUGGCGGUGCUGCUGGGGAGGGCGCGAGUGGGAGCAGCAGCACUGGAAGCUGCAAGGGCAUGGGGAAGGGGAAGAGUGUGGGGGGAAUGGAGGGGAAAAGCGGGAGUGGGGAGGGGCAUGGGGGGAGGGCAGGGGCAUCAUACCUGGAGCCGUGGCCGGGGGGGGUGAAUCCUCUGGCGUGUUUGAGGGAGAUGCUGCUGGGGGAGACCAGCCACUGCCCCCAGGCCCACGUGGACGCCCUUUCUGCUGCCGACACUGCUGCUGCUCCCCAUGCUGCUGCCACUGGUGAGGGGAACAGAGUUGGGAGCAAGGCAGGGCCGCGAGGCUGUGCCUCCCCGCGGUGUGGCAAGGUGGAAGGGGCAGGCGUGCAGCUGAAGCUAUGCUCGCGGUGUGGCAAGGUUGCCUACUGCAACAGGGAGUGCCAGAAGGCCCACUGGUCCUCGCACAAGCUCACGUGCCAGCCCAAGGCAAAGGGGGGAGGUGAGGCAUAG
Molecule: messenger RNA, 3702 nt
Organism: Closterium sp. Naga37s-1
Lineage: Eukaryota; Viridiplantae; Streptophyta; Zygnematophyceae; Desmidiales; Closteriaceae
Source: the annotation of a GenBank genome assembly